AUGCCUAAAGCGGAGGAGUUCAAUCUUCAUCCCUUUGGGUGGGAAGAUGGCCCCGACGAGGAAAGAUUCAAGCUCUGCGCAUUAGACUACCUCUCGACGAUAACGUACACAAACUCAGUGAUCUUCUUCAAACUGAGUGAUGCGGAGAAGAGUAAAGCCGUGACAGUACUGAAAGAGGGUCUGGAAAGGACUCUUGCUCAAGUCAGGCAUCUCGUGGGGACUAUCGAGAAGGAUGAUGAUGGUUAUCAUUCUAUAGUUAGGAGGAAGGCCAGCACGUUCCAGUUUGUAGUUCAGCAUCUUGAUUCUCCUGAUGAUGUGUUUCCAUCUUUCGACGAGAUCGCAGAAGCCCAUUACCUCUCACCAAUACUUGGCGACAUCAACGUUUUGACCAACUCGCCUAUGACUUGCGGCAGCAAGCCAGAAGCACAUCCGGACAAUAGCCCUAUCGUUGCAUCAUCCAAAGCCAACCUUAUUCCUGGCGGACUCAUUCUCACCCUAUCUACACAUCAUUGGACCAACGGGCUCAUUGGCUUUGCAUCCUUUGUUCAGCAAUUGUCCGAGAACUGCUAUGCAGUUGCGAAUAAGACUGAGUUUCCAUCAUUUGACCCGAGAUGCAUGGAUCGUAGCCUGUUCGGGCCCUUUGGCUCCGACAGCCUCCCGUCUCUAGAGAAACAGGUUGACGCUCCUCCUCGUCAGACGAGGAACACAAAGCACAAACACUCACAAGCGUUGCUUUUCCACCUCCCCAAGAGUAAGGCCCAAGAGUUGAAGAGGGUUGCGACACCUAGUGACGGGACUUGGAUCACCACAUUCAACGCGAUUUGUGCCAUUCUAUGGCGUGUCUCGUCAAGACUGCGCGAGCCACUCUAUAAGCCCGGCUUGUCUUAUAAGCCGCUCUGGGCCGGGGGAGUUAGUGUGACCAAAUUCUUCACAAACCCUCCAAUGCCCGAACGCAUCCAAGGCAACCUACAGAUAGACAUCACUUCGGAGAUGUCGGAUGUGCCUCAGCUAACACUAGCCGAAAUUAUCUCAGAAGCACCAUUAUCAAAGUUGGCAUUGUAUACACGUCAGGUGACAGAAAGUGUCAACCUGGAUAUGUUGACUGCAGUGCUCGAGAAGGUUGCCAGCGUUCGCAACAAGCAGGAUCUGUCGAUCAACGUCGAUUCCUUCCAACCAAUGUCCUUGUUGACCAGCGACUGGAGAAAAGCCGACUUCUGCGUCUUGGACUUUGGUUUUGGAAAGCCUACUGUUCACCGACAUUUGUUUGGCGGGGUACCCCUCAGUCAGGUUGUUGUUUUCCCGCCUCGUGUAGGCCCUGCGGGGGAUGACGAAGGGAUUGAGUUGCAGGUCACGAUUGAGACGGAGAUCAUGUCCAAGAUGAUCAAUGAUGCCGAAUGGAGCAGGUACUUUGAGUUCAGGGGUGUUGAUGCUUGGGAGGAAAGAACUUUGGAUAAGCAAAAGGCUAAACUAUAA
This is a messenger RNA of Fusarium sp. VM40, 1473 nucleotides long. The record is from the annotation of a GenBank genome assembly. Lineage: Eukaryota; Fungi; Ascomycota; Sordariomycetes; Hypocreales; Nectriaceae.